Molecule: messenger RNA, 2679 nt
Organism: Durusdinium trenchii
Lineage: Eukaryota; Dinophyceae; Suessiales; Symbiodiniaceae
Source: the annotation of a GenBank genome assembly
AUGUCUGCAACAGGCCUUAGCGAGACUUGUGUACUGAGCGCCGUGAACCUUCAGGUGAAGGCAGGUAGCUUUGUAAUGAUUGCUGGAGCCGUAGGCAGUGGCAAGAGUACUCUUUUGGCAUCCCUCGCUUGCGCGCGACCUGCUUUGCAUGGCUCUUGUCAUACAAACGGUCGCCGGGCGUACGUCCCUCAAAAGCCCUUCCUGCUAAAUGGAACCAUCCGAGAGAACAUCACCUUCGGACUUCCGUAUGAUGAGGAGAGGUACAACUCUUGCGUGGAAAUGGCAGCGUUGCCGGACGACUUGAAGACUUUGACGAGGGGAGAUUACACUUUGGUGGGUGAAAGCGGAGUCCAACUCUCUGGUGGUCAGAAGGCACGAGUAGCUUUAGCCCGAGCAAUCUACACGGAUGCUGAUGUGGUUUGUUUGGAUGACGUGUUGAGUGCAGUGGAUGCGCACACAGCUCGCUUCAUUUGGCAGAAGUGCUUUGUCGAGUUCUUUCUCAAGUCCAAGAAGACCCUCAUUCUCGUGAGCCACCAAAUCCAGUAUUUGUCACGACCAGAGGUUGACUCCAUCAUCAUGCUGCGAGAUGGGCAAAUUUGGCUGGAGGGACCUUGGUCAGUAUUGGCUCACAGUGGUGAUACCUUUCUAAGCCUUGUCCAAGCUUGGAAGGAAGAGGAAGAUGCCAAGGAUGCAAAGGAAAACACUCAGGAGCAUGCAAGUCAUGCAGAAGCACGUGGCAAAGAGAACGAGCAAAGUCGGCAAGUAUGGCUUCAUGAAUGUCAAAGCGCUUUGGCAUCGGUCUUGGGAGCUUUAGAUGGAAGGAGGAUUGAUCGGAUGCUGAUUGAGCGUGUGCACCAAGCUUUGAGCGGUGAGCACGACACGGAUCUGGUGAGGGAAGGUUCAAUCUCAUGGCCAGACUUCAAAGUCUAUUUACAAGCUUUUGGUUCGACUUUGAUUAUUUCAUUGAUGUUGUUGCUGAUGAUCUUCUCAGCCAUCAGUCAGAUCAUGUCCACGCUAUGGCUUGCAGCAUGGACGGGUGGAACGGAAGAACGUAGCGAACGCGAAAGCGUGUUGAUCUACUUCGGCCUUGGUGUCUCCACAAGUCUGGCGAACUGUGUCCAAGCGGUUCUGCUGACAGCGGGUGCUCUUGCAGCUUCCCAUACCAUUCAUCAUGACAUGUUGCAUAAAAUUCUUGCUGCGCCGAUGUCCUUCUUUGACUCCUCGCCCACCGGGCGAGUGCUGAAUCGUUUCCUGCAAGACUUGCAAAACAUCGACAGCUUUGUUCCCAACUCCAUCUCAGACCAGAUCAUGAAGACUUUAAACAUCAUUACACAACUCUCUUUGAUCUAUAUCGAGGCCCCUUGGGUGCUUUGCACCUUGCCAGUGCUUGCUGUGCCAUACUCGAUGAUCUACCGAAGGAUGCGUAUCCCAAAUCGAGACAGCAGACGCUUGGAGAGUGCCGCACGGUCGCCCGUUUAUGCGCAUUUCAAUGACACCUUACAUGGCCGGGAAACCGUUCGGGCUUUUGGUGCGGAGGCGCGGUUUGAACAGGAGAACCUGAAACAUGUUGGCACAAUGUCGCAGGGCCUCUAUGGGAAUCAAGCAGUUGGAAAAUGGGCACAAGCGCUCACGACACAAUGGGGCUGCAUACUGUAUUGUGCCUCUGCUUUCGUUUGCGUCGAGCUGGCCCGGCAAGGGCGAAUGCCGGCGGGACACAUGGGUCUUGUUCUUCUCUAUUCGGCACAGCUUCAAAGGGACAUGAUGGAUUACAUGAUGGGCGCGGCAGAUGUCGAGACGAAGUUUGUGUCGGUGGAGAGGGUUGCCGAGUACAUGCGCUUGGACAGUGAGAUUGAUGCGGGAUCGAAUGAGACGAACCAACGCUGGAAAGGUGAAAUAGAAUUUCAACUUUGUGAUUCCAUUUGUCGCUUUGAGGUGUCCAUGCGCUAUCGCCUUCACCGAGAUUUGGUGCUUCGAGGGAUCAGUUUAAAGAUCGAAAGCAAAUCCAAAUUGGCCUUCUGCGGCCGAACAGGUUGCGGGAAGAGCUCUCUUUUCAGUGUUUUGAACCGUCUUUAUCCUUUGGCAUCGGGCUCCGUCUUGCUCGAUGGCAUUGAUAUCAGCAACUUCCCUCUCCGCACGUUGCGAACGAAAGUUCGGGUUGUUUCGCAAGAAGCUUUCCUCAUCUCAGGCUCAUUAAGGCAAAACUUGACCAUGUCGUCACAAUCCGGUGGAAUAUCUGAUGACAUCUUGUGGUAUUGUCUUCGCGUGGUUGGAUUAGAAGAAAAGGUUCAAUCUCUUUCGGGUGCUUUGGACUUUGCAGUCGACAUGGCCGGGCAAAACUUUUCAGUUGGUGAACGGCAGCUUAUCACAUUAGCAAGGGUAUUGGUGCCCAGCUGUCCUUGCAGAAUAGAUGAUUGGGCGCCUCCGCCGGUACUUCUUUGUGAUGAAGCCACUGCAAAUAUCGACGUGGUGACAGACGAGAAGGUGCACGAUGUGGUGCUGUCUUUGGAGGCAACUGUUAUGAUGAUUUGCCAUCGCUUGCAGCACAUCCGACGUUUUGAGCGGGUCGUGGUUCUGGACGCGGGGACAUUGGUGGAACAAGGCCCUCCUAACAUCUUAUUGGAUGCAGAUCAUGAUGGAAGGAGCCAUUUGUCCCGCCUUUGUGCUGCUGCAGGUUUGUGA